CUUUUCUGCAGGUCCCCGGCUCGCCGACAGAGGGAGACAAACACAAGCCUGUCCUGAUGGAGAGUUGGUGUAACACUGUCUUAAGCCUGAGGGGGCAGAAUGCCGGAGCAGAGCAACGACUAUCGUGUGGUGGUGUUCGGGGCAGGGGGAGUGGGGAAGAGCUCCCUGGUCCUGCGCUUUGUGAAGGGCACCUUCAGGGACACCUACAUCCCCACAGUAGAGGACACCUACCGCCAGGUGAUCAGCUGCGACAAGAGCGUGUGCACGCUUCAAAUCACCGACACCACAGGGAGCCACCAGUUCCCAGCCAUGCAGCGCCUGUCCAUCUCCAAAGGCCAUGCCUUCAUCCUGGUCUACUCCAUCACGAGCAAACAGUCCCUGGAGGAGCUCAAACCCAUUUACCAACAGGUCCUGGCCAUAAAGGGCAACGUUGAGGCCAUCCCCAUCAUGCUCGUGGGCAACAAGAGCGACGAGACCCAGCGGGAAGUGGAGACCAAGGACGGGGAGGCUCAGGCCAACCAGUGGAAGUGCGCCUUCAUGGAGACAUCAGCCAAGACCAACCACAACGUAACCGAGCUCUUCCAGGAGCUCCUCAACCUGGACAAGAAGAGGAACAUGAGCCUCAACAUCGACGGCAAGCGCUCGGGGAAGCAGUCCCGCGCCGAGAGACUGAAGGGCAAAUGCAGUGUAAUGUAAAUCCAGGAGAGAAGGAGAGGGGAGGUGGAGGCGAGAGAGGGGGGAGGAAAUACAGAGAA
Molecule: messenger RNA, 755 nt
Organism: Toxotes jaculatrix (banded archerfish)
Lineage: Eukaryota; Metazoa; Chordata; Actinopteri; Toxotidae
Gene: diras1b
Product: DIRAS family, GTP-binding RAS-like 1b
Exons: 3
Coding region: 100-696 (198 amino acids)
Biological process (GO): signal transduction
Cellular component (GO): plasma membrane
Molecular function (GO): GTPase activity; GDP binding; GTP binding
Source: RefSeq, a predicted model, not a curated record